Molecule: messenger RNA, 2088 nt
Organism: Histoplasma capsulatum G186AR
Lineage: Eukaryota; Fungi; Ascomycota; Eurotiomycetes; Onygenales; Ajellomycetaceae
Exons: 4
Coding region: 1-2088 (695 amino acids)
Source: RefSeq, a predicted model, not a curated record
AUGACUGACCAACCUUAUCUCAACCACACGCCCCUUCUUCAUCCCCGUCUUCCCUUCUUUCGCCGAUUUGAGCUCGGAUCGACGGUACAUUUCUAUAAAAAUGAGGAUAUCCGGCUUAGAGUGGCAGCGUCAGCAGAAGCCUCUUAUCCAGAUUCAAUAAUUGCAAAUUUAGACCGUUCAACUUUGCUUGGCGCGAUUAAAUCGGGUGACGCUUGGAUGUUCCCAAAGGGUGGUCUGGAAUUGAAGAUCUACAUCAUGAUUGAAAGCCCUUUGCAUAAGCUCAAGGUCUCUAUCGACGGGAUAUUGAAAAAAUUGAAAACUACUAUAAUUGAAUCACAGCUUUGGCAUGAUCUCCAAAUUUCCAAGGUAUUUGACAAUGACGAGAUUCUAACGACUCAAGAAGGGGUUCAUUCCUUAAAUGUUGUCUUCGAAUUCCAACAGAAGUCAGAGCAAUUUCCGCAGUCUAAACCACCACGGAUGCCCUAUGUCCUAAUUAACACUGGCUCCUCAACUGUCGACCCUCCCCCCACUGUUCUCCGAAUUUUCCUUCACAAUAUCAGUAUUUUCUUUAGCUUCUCGUCAGCAUCUUCAAAUAACAUCCAGGAAGGUAGCUUCGGCGACAUUUCCAGUUCUAAUAGCUCUGAAGAUCUAUCAUCCAUGCUUCAGCCACAAGGCGGUCGUCCCCAAGAUGAGAUGGGGUGCGGGCGAGAUGACAUCUCUAUUGGUGGAUCUCAAAUGACCGCCUGGGGUGAUGAUGAUUGGAUGUCUCUGGAUUAUGUCUCCCCCUUUUGCAGCCAGCAAACGUCUUACCAUUGUCGUUGCGGUGCCAUAUCCUCGCUCCAAACUGAGCCUCUGGAAGUUCCCGAGGCUACAUAUCAGCCAUUCAUGAAACUUCUCAAUAGUGGAUUCCGCACAUUGCUAUGCAGAACUGGUCGCCAAAGCACAUCUAAUAUCACAAGAAUUAUUGAAAUUCCCGGCCCGAGUUUACAAGAAUUUGCCCCCAGCUUGUUCGUACCUGGAUACGAUGAUCGCUCACGUUUUAUCCCUAUGAUAUCUAAAGGGAUCGCCGCGAUGCUGGAUAAUGUUCCCCGCCCGAAUGCCGGUACUCAAUUAGAACGCGCUGCGAUUGGCUCGAUUUGUUCUGAAAGAAAUUCUGAACCCUAUGGAACAUCCAAUGACUUCGCGCAUACCAAAAAUACAAAAUCAGCGCUAAAAACUCUUCUUUGGAAAUCGAUGCAGCGUCGCCUUUUUACUCCCGACGCAGCACGGCAAUUACCCGGCGUAAUAACGCCGCUGAAACUUAAAAAUAAUGGAGCAUCACAAAAUACCAUACCCGCAAUAUCAUUAGCCCAUACGACUACAAUUAUAACGGGCCUAAUUAAUGAUCAGAGUCCGCAUGCAGACCGUAUAUCAGAUACAGAAUGGUGUUUCGCGAAGGAUAGCGAUAUCCUCCUCGCAGACGAAUUAGACUCCGAAAAUGGCGACCGCAAUACCUAUUUCACCAACCUCUUCCAAAUCCAACACCCAAUCCAACACCCAUAUUGCAUGGGCGUCACCAAUCCCAACUACGAUGGCGAACGUGACCUACCCGACAACCCCAACACAGCAGGCAAGCCAUCCCCAUCUCCACCCCCCAUAGCUUCCAGCAUCCACGAUGAUCUAGAUAUGUUAGAUGACCGCGAACAAGAAGCAACUUUAAUCACCGACAUCCCUGAUUUUCCCCUUCUACAAAUCACAAAAUCCCGACCAUCUUCAAUGUCCCUCACCCCUGUGAUCAGAAACACUACCACAACUACAGCCACAGCCACAUCCAAAGCGUUAAUCUCAAUCCCUCCCUCCCCACCCAGCAGCGAAAUGGAAAUUCUCGACCCAUCCUCGCCAGUCACGAUACCAGAGGAGUUCUUGCUCUCGCUCUCCUCCACACAUCAUGGGCCCCAUGCCACCAUUACUACUGCCCAGGCUAGCAAUUUCGUUGAUGAAAUAUUGCCUAAAUAUUUCAGCCCUAAUGAAAGUUACGGUCGUAGUCUUGGUGGCGGCGGCGGCGGCGAUGGAUGCGGAACCGGGGAUUCGGAAAUGUUAUUGCUAUAG